AUGGGGAAACGAAAGCUGGCGGGCUCGCUCCGCAGAUACGUCGCUUCGGGGCUUUCUCGGGUGUCCGGCGCUUUUCGGAGUCGCAGUCGCAGUCGCAGUUGCGGUACAAGUCACAGUCACAGUCAGAGUGGGAGGAGUUCGGUCGAGGAUAAGGAACCGGGUCCCGAUGUUGGAGUUGUGCCCGUUACCAAGAUUCCGGCACUUGAUACGGUCGAUGCAUAUGCCGUGCAAGACAGAGACAAAGACAACGACAGACCAAUCGACGGCGACGGUGACGGCGACGGUCGCGCCACAAGCGAGCGAAUCAGCCUUGUCUGCGAUUCUGCAGGGGAUCGAAGUGUGAUUGACGGGUUGAUCCGGGGUUAUGCGCGUUUCAUUGCGGCGCUGACGGGUCAGGAUGAUGUUGCGUUUUGCUCCACACGUCGCGAGCCUUACGUAUCGGAGAGAACGAUCUCUAUUAUCCUGGCUUCUGUUGCGCAAGGGGACGUGGAUUAUCGCGAAGUUUAUGCGAAAUACGACGAUGACGACGUCCAGUUUUAUAUUGAGCUGGGUCGCGCCGGGCCUGAGAAUGGACGGCAAUCCCGGCAAAAUACAUUUACACUGUUCGUCGAGCCAAACCAAAAGGGGACCGUCCUCGAUUUCAGCGUUGCAUACCCACGCCGACUUAUCCCAGAUGCAGCAGUAGACCUACUGCUGCGCACACUCUUAUUAUACGUCUCACCAAAAGCGCCAUCGGAAUGGCAGCCUGAAAUGUCUAUUAUGAACUUCCCUCCGUCUAUGAUACCACCUGUUGCACGAAAUAAUGAUAACGACAGCCCAGCGACAAAUCCACACCUCCUGCAUACGGCGUUUGAGGACUGGGCGCGCAAAAAACCGCUUAGCAUUGCAUUAGACUUUGUUCAUUCACUUCCAUCUGAUACAUCGGAAGCAGAGCACAGCAUCCUCACUUAUGCUGCGCUUGAUGCUGCCGCUACUAAUCUAGCCGUUCAUAUACGGUCGGUUCUGCUGGACUCUGUAUCUCGCAUAAUUCCCGUUCACAUGCCGACAUCGCCAGAGCUAUACAUCUCAUACCUCGCUAUCCUAAAAGCCGGACACGCGUUCUGUCCUAUGCCGCAAGAUGCGCCUGUCCAUCGAAUACAGGAGAUCCUUAGUGACAUAGACUCUCCGAUAAUCCUUGGGAACACGCCGGAGCCAUCAACAGAAACAACAUCAACAUGGGUCGAUGUCACCUCCGUCUCCAAAUGGAAAGAACUCCAAGGCGAAAGCCAGUCUCAUACAGGGACCUCCCUAGAACCCAUCCCAAUCUCCCACAACCAAACAGCCUACCUCCUCUUCACCAGCGGCUCAACCGGCAAGCCGAAAGGCGUGCAAGUAACCCACCUCGCAGCAUCAUGCUCCAUAUCCUCGCACGCAACUUCAAUCCCCCUACCCGGCAAGAACCCCGGCGACUUCCGCUGGUUCCAGUUCGCGUCGCCGUCCUUCGACCCCUCGCUCAUGGAGAUCUUCGUGACGCUUAGUACUGGCGGCACGCUCUGCUCAGCGGACCGCCGCCUUACGCUGUCGGAUCUCGAAGCCACGAUUAACGAGAGCAGAGCGACUGUCAUGAUGGCUACGCCUAGCCUUGCUUCGCUUUUGCGGCCGGAGAGGCUGAGCAGCCUUGAAGCGCUCUGGUCGAUGGGCGAGAAGCUUAAUCGGACUGUUAUUGAUAAUUUUACGCCCGAUCAUAGGGGUGUUGGGGAUGGGUCGGGUAUAGCGAGGACGCUGGUUAAUGCGUACGGUCCGACUGAGGGAGCGAUUAACUGUACGUAUGUCGCGCCCUUCGAGCGAUCCAUGCGCGGCUCAAUCAUCGGGAAACCACUUCCGACCUGCGCGAUGUUUAUCCUCUCGACGGACUCCGACGUCCCCACGCCCGUUCCCAUCGGUACAGUGGGAGAACUGGCCAUCGGCGGACCGCAAGUUAGCAAAGGCUACCUGAAUCGCCCUGACGAGACCGCCAAGGCCUUCGUGCACAGCGAGGAGUUCGGACGCCUGUACCGAACGGGCGAUAAAGCGCGCAUUGUCUGGGACAAAGAUGGGCAGCAGGUCAUUGAGUACCUGGGUCGAAUUUCCACGGACCAGGUCAAGAUUAAUGGGCGGCGCGUUGAGCUGGGAGAGAUUGAGGCCGUGGUUGCGACUACGCCGGGUGUUAGGGAGGUUGUUGCGGUUGUCAAGAGGGAUGGGGGGUCAAGGGGCGAGCAGAUCGUUGCUUGUCUUGUUGUUGAUGAUGCACGGAAAGGAGAUGGGGAACGCGAUGUUUUGGAGGAGGUGAAGGCGAACGCUGCGCGGCGGCUUGCUUCGUUUAUGUGCCCUUCAACCUAUGAAUUCCUUGAUGCGCUGCCGAGGUCGAGUUCUGGGAAGGUGGAUCGGAAGGCGUUGGUCGCUCUGUUUCAGAAGGGCGAUUUUCCGCACGUCAAUGGCUACAGUGAAGAUGGUUGCGGGGAUUGGGAUGACUCUGGCGAGGAGGAGUUGCAGCGGCUGGUCGUUCGACUGGUUGCAGAAACAGCGGGCGUCGAUGUCUCUGCAAUCAAACCCUCAACAGAGCUGUACUCAGUCGGCAUCGACAGUCUGGGGGCAAUGCGUUUCUUGCAGGGGCUGAAAGACAACGGGGUCGAUGGUCUGUCUGUGGGUGAUGUGCUGCAGUCACAUACCUGCCAGGGCCUUGUAUCCCUUAUCCAGCGCCACCAGACGAACGCAUCCCAGCCAAACGGGAUACAUCUUGACGGGGGUCCAACGGACAGUCUCCAAGUAAAACUGGAGGCAUUCGACAAGCGAACUCGUAUGCGCUGCGCCGAAAAUCUGGAAAUCGACUCGGGCACGAUACAGCAAGCUUUGCCAACUACCGCGACCCAGUCCGGCAUGCUGACCAGCUUCCUCCGAAGCUCAGCAGACAAGUUGUACGAGAAGCCAACAUACAUUUACCAUACCAUUCUCCCUUUAGAGCGUGGUGUCAACCUCGAAAAGCUACGGAAGGCGUGGGAACACGUCAUCUGGAACUACGACUCUUUCAGAACAGUCUUCUGCAUGGUUGAUGACGAGAUGGCCCCGUUUGCGCAGUGCAUUUUAACACCCGAGUGUAUCUCGACAAGAGAGUGGGAUGUCUAUUCUGCUCCAAACGAGAGGACAUCAGAACAAGACAUCAUCGACCAUGCGAUCCGCAAUGCAGAGAGGGCAAUCAGUUUGAGCAAACCGCCCUGGAAGCUGGCUCUCGUGGAGUCUCCAACCCGCCCAGUCGUGAUACUGAGCAUGUUUCACGGGAUCUUCGACGGCGGUUCGUUACACCUUCUACUCGAAGAUGUGGCCUCAGCAUACUCAGGCAACCCGCUGCCGCCGCGGACAUCGUUGAUUCAUGUUGUCAAGCACCACUUCCAAGCGGACCAUGCUUCCACCUCCCGCUAUUGGAGUGACUCUCUACAGGGCUAUUCGCCUGUGCCCUUCCCAUCUCUCACCCCACACAGAACGCCAGCUCAGAAAAGCACUGGCUGCGUUGAGGUGACCUCCAAUCUAAGCCAUGAAGAUCUCAAAAGACUCUCUAAGGCAAUUGGGGCAACCCCACUCUCCGUGCUGCAGGCGGCAUGGGGUGCGGUUUUGCUGAGCUACACAGGUACUCCGGAGCAAGAUGUCGUGUUGGGAAGCGUAGUCUCUGGACGACUUGAUCAGGCUUCGCAGCAGUGUAUUGGCCCUACAUUCACGAUAACGCCUUCUAGGAUCUCCGUCAAGAAGCUCAAAGAGUCCGGGGCUGUGACCAACCAGUCAAUCGCUCGCUACCUGGCGUCCUCUAAUGCAAAGGCUCUCUCGUACCUUCAGCCCCAGCUAGGCUCCGUGACGGCCAAUGGUCAAACACCAUACGACACUGUUCUAGCAUACCAGGAUUUCGGCUCUGAUGCUGGGUCCUCGCGGCCAUGGAGCUCCAUCCACCACCCGGCUAUGGCGAAUGACUUCUCUGUAAUGAUUGAGGUUGUUCCCGAGCUGGAUUCAUCCCUGACGCUCCGUGCAAACUUCAACACGAACCUCGACUCUUCUAGCACUGAGAUAAUGCUGAGACAGAUGGAUGAUAUAGUCCGCUAUAUUCACGACUAUCCAAACGCGGCCUUCGAGAAUGCACCGUUGCAAACAAGAGCGGAUCUCAAAUCAACCGCCAACCCUGAACCGCUUGCAGCACCGGAGGUCAGCGAAGGAGCACUGCUGCAGUCACAAUUCGAGGAACAUGCCAUCUCACACCCUGAUGAUCCGGCUUUGAUAUUCAAGCAGGACUUGGAUAAUGAGCACCACCAGGGCAAUAUCACCUGGACGUAUGGCGAGCUCAACGCUAUGGCCGAUUCCCUUGCAAAGCAUUUACUUGAGACAUGCGGCGACCUAAACGAUGCUUCCGUCCCUAUCUGCAUCGACAAGAGCCCGGCGCUGUACGUUGCUAUCCUGGGUAUCAUCAAGGCGGGAGGAGCCUGGUGUCCAAUCGACACGCUAUCUCCAGCCCAGCGUCGUCACGACCUCAUCGCGCGAACGAGUGCCGGCAUCCUCCUCCUCUCCAGUCUUGAUACCCCACAACUUGACAACGCCAUCCCGACCGGAAUGAAGAUAAUCGACGUCGCCAAAUUCACCGACUCCAUUCUUCCCCACAAUCCGCAAACAACAAAACACUGCGCAACCCCCUCCAACACAGCAUACCUAAUCUGGACAAGCGGCACAACCGGCGCCCCCAAGGGCGUCCCAAUAACCCACUCAGCCGCGGUCUCCGCCAUGCGCUCCCUGCAAACCGAGAUCCCAGGGAAUGAAGACGGAAGCCCAAUCCGCUGCCUGCAAUUCUCGCAACCAACAUUCGACGUCUCGAUCCAAGAUCUCUUCUACACGUGGGGCCUCGGCGGCGUGCUGAUCUCAGGCACGCGGGAGAUAAUGCUCGAGUCGUUUGCGCAACUUGCGAAUACCACGAAUGCAACGCACGCGCAUCUCACGCCCGCAUUCGCAGCUGGUAUUCCGCGGAGCACGUGUAAAACGCUGAAUGUCGUCACAAUGAUCGGCGAGAAAUUGACACAGGCUGUUGCGGACGAUUGGGGGAGCGAUAUGCGCGCGUUUAACACGUACGGUCCUGCGGAGGCAACGGUUGUAUCGACGAUCCGCGCAUUCGGCAACGAACAUGCAACCAUCAAGAGCGCGAAUAUCGGGUGGCCGAUGCGCAGUGUUUCUGUCUUCGUCAUCGACCCCAAAACAAAAGGCGUCGUGAUGAAGAAUGCCAUCGGCGAACUUGCGCUCGGCGGGCCGCAGCUUUCGGUGGGAUAUCUGGGACAGAAGGACGUUACGGAUGCGAAGUAUGUAUUCAAUCACGAGGCGAGACAGAGGCUGUACUAUACGGGUGAUUUGGUGAGGAUGCUUUCCGAUGGGAGUUUGGAGUAUAUUACGCGCGUUGACGACCUGGUGAAACUUGGGGGGAUACGGAUAGAGUUGAGCGAGAUCAGCUUUGCGCUUAGGGGGUGUCAUGGGCUUGUGGAGGGGGUUGAGACGAUGAUUCUUUCGAGGGGGGACAGGCCUGUUGAGGUUGUUGUUGCGUUUCUUUCUGCUCCGAUGGCCGCUGGUGAUGGUGAAGCUGGAGCUGGAGGCUUGCUCGUGGGGAAUGAUGUCGUGCGGGAUAUUGCGCGCGCGGCGAGUCUCCAGGCGCGGAAUGUCCUCCCUGACAAUAUGAUUCCGUCUGUUUACCUUGUCGUCAGGAAGAUCCCCAAGACGCCGUCUGCGAAGGUUGAUCGACGCGCUUUGCAGGCUGCGUAUGCGGAGGUUGAUAUUGAGUGGUGGGAGGGCGAGAUCAACUCCGAGGAGACUGAGGAAGACGAGGCCGACGCUGCGACGACGACCAAGAUCAUCGAGACAGUAGCGGCCCUUGUCAAGGUUGAGAGCUCGACUAUCACGAAGAGCAACAGACUGCGCAGUCUAGGCGUUGACUCUCUCCGCGCUACGCGCCUUGCAUUCAGGCUCAAGGAAGCCGGAUACAAGUUAUCUGUUAUGGACGUCCUGGCUUGUGUUACUUUGCAGGAUCUCAUCAAGCUCGCCCGGUCAUCGUCAGCUGCGGCGCAGUCAACCAGCCCUGCUGAUGAAAAAUUCGACGUCCACUCCUUCAACGAAGAAUGGCACGCCGCCGUUGCCGCCGCAGCAAAGAUCCCCGAGAAGGACGAGUUCACGACGCUCCGCGCGACGGCUAUCCAGGAGAGUCUGCUUACCGAGACGAUGGGUAUGUACGACAUGUACUGGAGCAACCACUUCUUCAAGCUCGAUGGGCCUGUUGAUAUCUCGCGGCUACGGCAGGCUUGGUUUGCGGUUUGUCAGAAGACGGAGGCGCUGAGGACGGGGUUUGUCCCUGUUGCUCAGACUGAGAUGGCGACAAAGGAGAAGGAUGGGAUCGGGUUCUCGAUUCUGCAGGUCGUUUACAAACUUCCGGACGUUGACUGGGAGAGUUAUACCUGUACCGAGGAGGAAUCGAAGAGCGUGCUUGGAGACAGACUGCAGGGGACCAUGGAAAAGCACCAGAAGAACUACUUCCGACACCCGCCGUGGGCAGUUACGAUUCUUGACAAGGGUACCGAGCGAGUUAUGGUCUUGACACUCCACCAUUCUAUCCAUGAUGAACCCUCGCUGCGGUUCAUCGCUGAUGACGUCCGCGCGGCUUAUACCUACAAACCGCCCCUACGCACCCAACUAACUUCCGCGCUGGCUCACAUCCUCCCCACGGAAACAAAGUACACCAAAGCCGUGGCUUUCUGGUCUUCUGAGCUCAGGCCCUACGCGGACCUUGACGUUCCUGUGUGGCCGGACCUCACGGGGAAACGGGUCCCUCCUGGCGUGAUUCCAGAAUAUAAACUUAUAUCCGAGGCAAUCCCCCUAACCGAGUCCGUCACAACCCUGCAAAAGGCCGCAGCAGAUCUGGGCGUUGGAUCCAUAGCGUCUAUUGUCCGUGCAGCGUGGGCGUUUGUGAGCUUGUCUUACCUGGGCCUUCCAGGAACAGUCUUCGCAGAGACGCUUUCCGACCGGGUCUUCGAUCCGAGCCUCGAAAGCGCCGUCGGGCCGUUCAUCUCAGUCGUCCCUGUUCCUUUUCACCCCAAGAAAGACAUGACCGUUCGGAGAAUCCUAGCCGAGCAACAUCGACUAUCCCUGCAGUCCUGGGCCCACCGAUCAAUUCAUGCGCGUGAUAUCCGGAAGGCUCUAAACCGCCAACGUGGCGAACCGCUUUACCCGGCCGUAUUCAAUUUUCAUGCUCCUGACGAACCCAAGAAAAAUGCGCAACUCCCUGAUCUCUGGAACGAACUCGAGGACCAGAUCGGACUGCAUGUUGAGCAUCCCAUGGCCUUUAAUGCUUUCCAGACUGCGGAUGGAAACAUGACGCUCGAGGCAUCAAGUGACAGUCGGAUAUUCAGCCGCGAGCAUCUGCGCCUUUUCGUGAGGCAGAUUGAUGCCCUUAUCUCUGAGAUGCUGGUCUCGCCUGAUGAGACAUUCGGGAACCUUGUUAGUCGACUACCAUCUAACAUGAGGUCUCUCUCAAAUAGAAAGGUCAGCCACGAGGUCGGGAACUCGAUAUACCAAGCUCCAACGUACUGGCUGGAGAAGUUUGCGGAAAGUAACCCAGACUGGACGGCUGUUGAAGUAGCCUCUAGUAUCAGCACAGACGGGAUCCAGAAAGAGACCAUGAGCUAUGGCACCCUAAACAGCGCGGCGAACCGUGUAGCUGCGUACCUUGCGUCCUUUGGGUACAAGAACAGGAUCAUCGGCGUCUGCGCAGGCCGCACCUUAGCAUCUUACCCGAUCAUCGUCGGCAUCUUCAAAUCCGGGAAUACGUACCUCCCUAUCGAUGAGAGUCUACCUGCGGACCGAAAAGCAUUCCUGGUCGAGGACGCAGAGUGUCCGAUUGUUUUCACCGAAACUAGCCUCAAUUCCACCUUCUCCGGUGCACCCGAUACCUGUCGCGUGGAAUGUAUCGACGAUGCAGCCCUACAGCAGUCCAUCGCCGCCAUGCCAUCUGCAAACCAAGACUACGCCUCGCACCCAGACGACACCUCCUACCUCCUCUUCACCUCCGGCUCAACCGGAAAACCUAAAGGCGUAAUGGUCACGCGCGCAAACCUCUCCUCCUUCAUCGAAUCAAUCUCCGAAUUCGCGUGCAAAUGUGCCCCAGAUACACUCACCCUGGCCGGCACAGGGCGCUACCUCGCACAAGCAAAUCGCGCCUUCGACCCGCACCUGCUGGAGAUGUUCUUCCCCUGGCGCCAUGGCAUGGCGACUGUGACCGCGCCCAGACCGAUGAUCCUCGACGAUAUCGGAACCACUUUGUCGCAGUGGGAGAUCACACAUGCGAGCUUUGUCCCGAGUCUCGUAGACCAGAGCGGAAUCACACCGGCGCAGUGCCCCGGUCUGCGCUUCAUGACCGUCGGCGGCGAAAAAAUCACCCAGAAGGUCCUGGAUACGUGGGCUUCUGCGGCCAACGUCGCGAUCGUGAAUGCGUACGGGCCCACGGAGGUAACGAUCGGCUGUACAUUUGCGCAUAUCGGGCCGUCCACGAAUCUGCGCAAUAUCGGCCCUCCGCUUACGGCUUGUACGGCGCAUGUUCUUCUCCCCGGAACUAUGGAGUACGCGCUACGGGGCCAGACGGGCGAGCUCUGUUUCAGCGGGGAUCUUGUGGCUAGGGGGUACCUUCAUCGCCCUGAUGCCACGGCAGCGAGUUUCAUCACGGGUCCGGAUGGUGUCAAGAUGUACCGCACUGGUGAUAUUGGUCGGCUGAUGGCUGAUGAUUCGGUUGAGUACCUUGGGCGCGGGGAUGACCAGACGAAGAUCCGCGGACAGAGACUUGAACUCGGUGAAGUCUCUGAAGUGCUGCGGGCUUCGGCGCCGGCUGGUAUGUCCGUUGAUGUUGUGACGACCGUUGCGAAACAUCCCGGUCUCAGCAAGGUGCAGCUUAUCUCGUUUGUGUCGAGGGCGAGGAAACGAACUGUGACUGAACAGGUUGACUUCUUGUUUUCUGAUAUUGCGACACUCGGCAGAGAGCUCCGUGAUGGUUGUGGCAGGAAGUUACCCGCUUAUAUGGUUCCUGACCUUGUCUUGCCGGUCACGAGUAUCCCUGUUGCGGCGAUGAGCGGGAAGGCAGAUAUGAAGAGGUUGCAGGCGUUGUUCAGCGAGCUGCCGCUCCAGGUUGUGCUGCAGGGGAAUAGUGCGUCUACUGCGAACGGUGCUGUGGAGAGGGCACUCAAUGCAGACGAAGAAGCCGUCGUCAGCGAAAUCUGCCACGUUAUUUCUGCGAACCCCGGUGCUUUUAACCCACUGACGAAUAUCUUUGAGGUUGGGAUCGACAGUCUCAGCGCUAUUGGUCUGUCGAUUCGAUUGAAAGGGAUCGGGUACGCGGCGAGUGUAGCCGCUGUUAUGGGCAAUCCGGUUGUUGAGCAGCUUGCGCGGUUGCCGAGAUCCUCUGAGUCUGGGAAGCCUAGUGACGAUGUAGGUCUCUUUGGGCGGAGGUGUAAAGAUUUGGAAAAGGAGUAUCGCAGUGCUUUCAGCAAUUGGGUUGAGGCUGCGGCUGUCCGGCCUUGUCUCCCACUGCAGGAAGGGCUCGUUGCGCGUUCUCUCAACAGCAGCGAUGAUCGGCUUUACGUCAACCAUAUCACCCUGCAGCUUGGUGACAGUGUUGAUUCCGCUAAGUUCAAGGCGGCAUGGGAGGCUGUGGCGCGCGAGAAUGACAUCUUGAGGACAACCUUCGCGUCGCUGGAAAGAGAGAUUGCGCAGGUUGUUCUCGGUGAGAAGGACCAUGAGUUGCAAUGGACGGAGGAGCGGUAUGAGGGCUUAGACGAGGCAAUUCAAUCGUGGAAAGAAAAGCAGGACCAGGUCUCGAGGAGCAUUAUCGCGAAUAUCUCGACUGCCCAUCCGAUAUGGUUCCACUAUGCCAGCUGCCCAAAUGGUAAACCCCUGGCUCUCUUCAUCUCCAUCCACCACGCGCUGUAUGAUGGGGAGUCCUUUGCUAUGAUGCUCGACGAUGUUGCCGCGCGGUACGAAGGAGGCCCAGUCAUCGAAAGAGGUUCACCAUCUGUCUUCCUGGAACAUGCUUGUGCUCAGGAUACCGAGAAAGCAAAGGAGCACUGGACGCAGCAACUCUUUGGUUGCACCCCUACCAGAUUCAGGUCCGAUGAGUCUAUCAAGGAAACCACCUCCGUCCGUCGAACUCCCCAAGCGAAACUCUCAGACCUAGAAACGCGCUCCGCAACGCUCCAAACAACGGUCCCAAACUUGAUGCAGGCAAUAUUUGGGCUUCUACUAGCAGACUAUGUCGGUUCAUCCGAUGUCACAUACGGCCUCGUUCUUUCGGGGCGCACAUUAUCUGCUCCAGGGGCCGAGUCUGUCCUCCUACCAGCCAUCACGACAAUCCCCGGCCGCCUAAGCACCAACGGAUUGAACACGGUGCAGGACGUCGUGAGCGCCAUCCAAACAUCCACAGUCAGAUCCCUAGACUAUCAACACACGCCCCUCCGCAAGAUCCAGCAGUGGUUAAAGUCGGAAACGCCGCUUUUCGACUGCCUGUUCUCGUACAUUCGAGCAACACCUCCGUCCGGCCAUAACCUCUGGACGGAACUGGACAGCCACAUGCCCUCAGAGUACCCGCUUGCCCUUGAAGUGCAGGCCGAUAAUGCCGCAGAUGCAGUGCAGCUAGAGUGUAUCUUCUCGUCUGACUUUGGAUCAAGGCACGAUGGGGAGGAGUUCCUUGAGAAGAUGGACGCUGUCCUCUCUGAGUUACUUUCAGGGUCAACGUUGCCGUUGGAAAACUUCAACGUGGCGCAGUCGGGUGUCGCUGGCUUCAGGCCUGGAACCCGUGGACAGGCAACACAGUGGGACGAAUCAAGCUGGACCGCGUCGGAGAGCAAGAUUCGGGAAAUCACUUCUGCGUUCUGCGGGUUAGAUAGGGACGCUAUGUCGAAGGGUGCUUCGUUCUUCAGUCUGGGCGUUGACUCAGUAACUGCCAUCCAUUUUGCACGGAGAUUACGUGAUGAAGGGUUUAAUGUCUCGUCUUCGGAUAUCAUGCGCUUUUCUUGUGUUGGGGCGUUGGCGAAGCACGUCGAAGAAUCAUCGCCACAAGAGCAGGUCAAUGGCGUCAAUGGACAUGCGAGCCAGAGGGGCAUCAUUUCGAUUGCUACGUACGGAAAGCAUGUUUCCAUCGGUGAAAAGGACUCCAUCACAGCUAUGUUUGAAUGUACACCGCUGCAGUCCGGGAUGAUUACGCAGACGAUCAGCUCUGGCGGCAAGGUGUAUGUGAACCCUCAUCCGAUCAGACUGAAUGAGGACGUGGAUGUGGACAAACUCAAGGAUGCUUUGCGUCAAGUUGUUCAAGCCAACGAGAUCCUCCGCACCUCUUUUCAUCUGAUCCCAGACCUUGGAGAAGGCUGGGUUGGAGCGGUGCAUCGAGAGCCUGAGUUUGAGUGGAGCGAACUCAACCUACCAUCCGAUGCCAAUGUAAUGUCUGAGGUUAUGGCGCUGUUUAAGUUCAGUGAGGAGGCUUCCUUUGCCAGCCCGCCAAUACGCUCUGUCCUUGUCAAGCAGCCGGACUGCAGAAUCCUCGUCCUCGUCCUGCAUCAUUCCCUCUACGACGGUGCUUCACUUCCAUUUAUCUUUGAGGAUCUCGCAACCACGUAUGUAGGGCAAUCGCCAACUUCCCGUCCUCAGUUCUCAGAGGUGGUACCCUACAUACUCUCGAACCAAGAGGAAGCAUGUGCGUUCUGGACAAACAAACUCAAGGACUACGAGCCGGUCGAAAUUCCACUGCUUGACCUAUCCGAUACUCCAAGAAUGCUCGCCUCGGAGCACCGCAUCCACCUUGACCUGAACCACAUUACUCAAGCCUGCAAAGCGAUGUCCGUGACAAUCCAAACUGUCUCCCUGCUCUCAUACGCAAAGACCUACGCUCACCUCCUCGGAACCCGCGACGUCGUCUUCGGCCAAGUCCUCGCAGCCCGAACACUCCCUCACCCCGACGCAGACCAGACACUCGGCCCGCUAUUCAACACCGUCGCACAGCGCGUUACGCUCCACCCGAAGUUCACGAGUAACCGUGCUCUUGCGCAACGUCUUCAGCAGGAUGGUAUCGACGCUCAGAGGUAUCAACAUGCGCCGCUGAGGACUAUCCAGAAUACGCUACGUCAGGAAGGAAGACUUGGCUCGAAGCACCUAUUCGAUGCACUCUUCGUGUUCCAGAAGAGCGCUGCCCUAUCGGAAGGCCCACUGAGCGAGCAGAAGUUCUGGACGCCGUUUGAAGACGAGGAGUUUGUCGUUGACGCCGAGUAUAAGCUCAAUAUUGAGGUUGAUCAUGCGCAUGAUGGGGUCGUUAUCCGUGCGACGGCAAAUGGUGCGUACUUUGAUCAGGGCAUGCUUGACGGCUUCCUACGGGAAUUUGGAGAUGUGUUUUGCGAUAUCGUGGCGCAUCCGACGAGGUGUGCUACCACCAUCCCGCAGGGACUGGGUGAGCUGCCACUGAAACGAGCAUCAGAGUCUGGGGAAGCCGUAUUUGAGACGCCAAUUGUGGACGCUACACCUGCCCAUGAGGAAACGAUCCGGUCCAUACUAGCCGAGGUCACCGGAAUCCCAACCGACGAGAUCAAGCCGUCCACAAGUAUCUUCAAUCUCGGUCUGGACUCUCUAUCGGCUAUCCGUAUUGCCUCACUUUGCCGAGCCAGUGGAAUCAAGAUCAAUGUGGGCGACAUCCUGCAAGGAAACACCCUCCGCGGCAUCAGUGCCCGAGUAAAGGCCGAACCUCAAGCCAUCACCAACGGCAACGACUCAACUCACGAUCCUUCUCUGUCUCUGAUGAAAGAUUAUCCCCGCGUCGAGCAAACCGUCCUCACGCAGCUAAACCUGCAACGGGAAGACGUCGAGACAAUCCUGCCCGUCCUCCCAGGCCAACACCACCACCUCGUCAGCUGGCUAAAGUCAGACCGGAAACUUUUCGAAGCGCCCUGGGCGUUUGUUGCUCGGGAGGGUUCGCAUCUUGAUGCCGAGAGGCUUCAAAACGCGUGGGUUCGGCUGCAAAAGCGACAUUCCGUUCUCCGGACCGUCUUCGCGGCGGUUUCGAAGAGCGAGGCUCUGCAGAUUAUUCUAAAAGAUCCCACAGAGAGCUCGGAUACGUUUAAGGUCGUCAAGUCCGAGGAUCCUAUUUCCGAAUUCGCUAAAACACAAGCGCGAGAGGAAGCACUGCAUCCAUCGUCACUAUUCUCCCCUCCUGUGCGCCUGAGACUUUUAAAGGGCGCUGAUAGAGACGGCAUCCUUCUCAUUAUCCACCAUGCCCUUUACGACGCUUGGAGCAUGCCACUGCUCGUCUCCGACCUCGUCAAGCUAUACGAUGGUCAUGACGAUCUAGAAACAAAUCCAUCCUUCCCUGCCUUCGUGGCCUCCUCCCUCGCCUCUCUCGCGCAAAACGAGAAAGAAUACUGGACGUCGUCGCUCAAAUCCGCCAAACCGACUUUCCUCACCUCAUCUCUCUCUGUCUCUGAUAGCGAUAGCCCGCCUUCCACCAACAAAGAGCAUCUUUUCGUAGCCGCAUGGGAGAAAAUACCGAACCUCUCAUCGCUCGAAGCCACAGCCCGCUCGCAAGGCCUAAGUCUCCAAACCCUCGUCCUCCUCGCCGUUGCGCGGCACCUCGCCAAAGCAACCGGCGUCGACAGUCCCACGAUGGGCCUGUACCAGACCGGACGCUCGGCCGCGUUCAACGGCGUCGAGAGACUAUCGGGCCCUUGUUUAAAUGUUACUCCGUUCGUUGUGGAAAAUGCACUAUCCAUGCCAACUUCUGAGACUGAGAAAGAUGCUGAGAAAGAUGGUCCAGGGCCAGGGUUAGGGCUGCGAGAGCAGGCAACACAUAUCCAACAAUCCCUCGCGGACCGUGUACAGUACGAACAGAGUUCCCUGCGCGAUAUCCUCCGCUGGGUCAGCGUCAUCACGAACCCCAAUUCCAACCCCAACGCCCGUGCUGGAAGCCAAGCUGGAGGGAUACCGCCGCUCUUCAAUACGUGGGUCAAUCUCCUCUGGAUGCAGCACGGCACCCGCACCAGCACCAGCCAACAAAAACAAAGCACCGCGGAUACCGAACUCUUCAACCCCCUCCCAAUCGGCGUCCCAACGGACUUCAUACCAUCAACCCCUAUUCCCGUAUCAUCCACAGCAAUCUCUGGCCUCGAUACGUCGUACAUAGGCGACCAAAACGUCUACAUCGAUAUCGGGCCCGAUGCGGCGAGUGAUAGUAUUGGGUUCGGCGUUCGCGUUGAAGGAGGGCUGCUGGGUGAGAAUCAGGUAGUUGAGUUUGUGGAUGGGAUUGCGGGCGAGAUUGAGAGCGUUGUUGGGUGUUUGCGUGGAUAG
Aspergillus mulundensis is the source of this 14385-nucleotide messenger RNA. It is a transcript of the gene sidC, whose product is annotated as nonribosomal siderophore peptide synthase SidC. Bases 1 to 14385 code for a protein of 4794 amino acids. Gene Ontology annotation, biological process: secondary metabolite biosynthetic process; amino acid activation for nonribosomal peptide biosynthetic process. NCBI's taxonomy places the organism in Eukaryota, Fungi, Ascomycota, Eurotiomycetes, Eurotiales, Aspergillaceae. The transcript has 2 exons. The record is from RefSeq and is a predicted model, not a curated record. Gene Ontology annotation, cellular component: cytoplasm. Gene Ontology annotation, molecular function: phosphopantetheine binding; catalytic activity.